Molecule: messenger RNA, 3697 nt
Organism: Apis cerana (Asiatic honeybee)
Lineage: Eukaryota; Metazoa; Arthropoda; Insecta; Hymenoptera; Apidae
Product: short stature homeobox protein 2
Biological process (GO): regulation of transcription by RNA polymerase II
Cellular component (GO): nucleus
Molecular function (GO): sequence-specific double-stranded DNA binding; DNA-binding transcription factor activity, RNA polymerase II-specific
Source: RefSeq, a predicted model, not a curated record
CGAGGUGCUCUCCGUCCUCGGCGACGAGGUCGACGCGAGUGCCGCGUCGUCGCGCGAGUCUUCUCCGCGAGGAUGGAGCAGCUCGCCCAGUUCGUCUCCAAGAGCUUCGACAACGCGGCUGGCGAACACGCGGCAUGCAGGACAACCACCGAACGGCCACCCUCCGCGAGGAUCACCCUGAGUGUCGCGCAUUUGCUCGGGGAUCCUGCGGAGAACGAAUCGAAUGUCGGCGCUGCGACACGCGAAUCAGUCCAGGAUCCGUCGAGCGUCGAGGGGAGCAGCGUGGACGAGCCGCCGUCGCCGGAAGGCCGCCUCCAACCGGAAGACCUCUCGGUCACGACCAAGAGCAAGGAGGCGAAGGACGCGAUUAACGCAACCGACGCCCUACCGCCCCUCAAGACGCCCGAAUUGAAGCUCUCCGUGAGGAAAUUGUUGGGAUGCAGCCCAUCGCCCCCACCCAUCUCCAGAGAUCGGUCGGCCAGUCCUGAAAACUGCAUCGAAUUGAAGAAUCACGCUUCCAACGAUGCGAAAGCCUCCGAUUUGAAGAUACAGUCGCAGGUUUCGAAGUCGUUGAUGCAGGAGGAAAGUGGCAAAGGCUCGAAUUGCCGGAACAGCGGAAACGGGAACGGGAAACAGAGAAGAUCUCGAACGAACUUCACUUUGGAACAAUUGGCCGAGUUGGAAAGAUUGUUCGACGAGACUCAUUAUCCCGACGCGUUCAUGAGGGAAGAGCUUAGCCAGAGACUCGGUUUAAGCGAGGCGAGGGUUCAAGUUUGGUUCCAGAACAGGCGUGCCAAGUGUCGCAAGCACGAGAGUCAAUUGCACAAAGGCGUUGCAGGUGGAAUGGUGCUGGCGCCUCGCAGCCCCCCGGCCACGUUGGAGCCGUGUCGAGUGGCGCCCUACCUUCCCGCGUUGAGGUUGCACCCCCCGAUCCAGGGUGCAGGUGGCAACAUAACGACCGCACCGGCCUCUGCCUUCGAUCCGGCCGUCCUCCAUUACGCGGCUGCCGGCGGCCUCUUCUGCCUCCCGCCCCCACCGCCCCCGCCACCCGCCGCCAGCCACCAUCCCCCCCACCCCCUCAGCCUCGCGGCCUCGUUGGCCGCGGCCGCGGCGCGCUCCAAGAACAGCAGCAUCGCCGAUCUCAGGUUGAAGGCGAGACGCCACCAGGAGGCCCUUGGACUCGACAGGCCCGCGUAAAAACGAACCAAUCUCUCUCUCUCUCUCCCUCUCUUCCUCUCAACAGAUCUCUUUUCUUUGCCACGGGGGUGAGUAUGCUAUCGAGGAGAGGGGAGGAAAGGGGAGAUUAUCUCGUGUAAGAGUAAUUUUGUUCGUUCGUGAGAUUAAACUUGGAAUCGAAGAGAUGGGUAGAUUUAGCUUAAAAAUUGGCAACUUUAAUUUGGGACUCGCCACCGUUGUUGUUGAACAGUGUUGGUGAUCGAUAUAUAUAUAUAUAUAUAUAUAUAUAUAUAUAUAUAUACAUAGAGGAAACGAUAAUUUGUGGAAAUCUUGGUCGGGAAAAUUCAUUCGUAUCAUUUGUUCGUUCGUUGAAAGGAUCGUGAUAAUUUGUGAGGAUACCGCGUGCCAGCUCGUGUCCGACAAGUACAAACGGAAGUCUCGACGUGUAUAAAGUGAACGAUUCGGACGGGGGAGAAGUGUGUAUUAUACGAUAUAAAGUAUUAUAUAAAUAUAAAUAUAAAUAUAAAUAGCAGAGGGGUAGCAGAGGUGGGGGUUGGAAAUUAUCCUGUCGAUUAAACUUUUCUCAAGCUUCGGGGAGGUAAAGGAAGGUUGGAGGAGAGAAUUUGCAGCGAAUGCGAGAUAUUCGAAUACGGAAACUUGGGUGCCAACUUCGAAGCCGCGAAAUUUAAAUUGAAAAAUGGAUUCGAUUCUGGCGCUCGUGUCGAGGCUGUUCUUGGAUACAUGAUUGUCACUGUAUACUAUUAGCUUUAAAAUAUAUAAACUUGAACCAUCGAAACGUGGAUUGUUUAUUGCUCAUUACCCUGAAAAGCAGUUCAAUGCUCACGAAAUCUCUCGUGAAAAUCUUUCUUUGGUUAAAUCCAAACACCGUUCUCACCACACUCGCUCAUCAUACUUCUCCAUUCUUUCCCCUUUUCUCUGUCGAGGAGAAAAAAAUUUCUUUCGCGAAAGAAAGAGUUUUGUUUCUCUCGUAACUCCUUCUUCGAGGAAACGAACGAUCCGAUUCCCUCCACGGUCGAAGCGAGAAGGGAAAACUCGCCAACAAUUCUCCAUUUCUCUCCAACUGUUGCGAAGUUACCGAGCUACCGACAAAUCGGCUUGUCCUGGCACCAUCGUCCAAGACAUAAUUCUUAGGGAUGAUUCACGGACGGCUGGACCUUGUGCGGUGGCCACGGUUCCGUCCCCGGGACGAUGCCCUGGCCAGUGGCAUCGUCGCCGGGGCGCUAAUGCAAUAACGCGUUGGUACGCGGAUAAAUCAAGCUGGCCGAAUCGUUCCACCCGCUCUAAUCGCGUUACCCCUCUCGUCCCUCGGGCGCCAUUACCAUCCACCUCGCGCUCCCGCGUUACAAUAAUAUUUCUUUAAGCUUCGUUCCUUUUUUUCUUUUUUUUUUUUUUUUUUUAAUCGCCAAUUUCACUUUUCACCGUUGCGUUCCGUUUUCCAUUCCGAUUUUUAUCCUUUUGUGUAUAUAUAUAUAGGGUUAUUUUAGGUUUGAUUCGAAGAGAUUCGUAAGGAGAAGGGUUAGAGGCUUCCUCUGUGAUAUUUUUCUACGGUAUUUGUUUGAUUGUUCUUUUCAGAAAUGGAUGGAAGAGGUGAUCUCUCGCGAUUUUUAUCCUUUUUAUGUUUAUGAGAGGGUUUUUAUUAUGUAAAGAAAAACAAGAGGUAGUUAAAGUUUCUUCUGUAUUUCGUAGUAUUAUUUUUUAAUUUCUUAGUUUAAAAAAAGUUUUCUGUGUGAUCUUUCUUCGAGAUUUUGAAUUUCUGAAUUUACUUAUCGUAGUUUUUUUCACGAUAUUUCUUUAACUUCUUACUUGAAAAUGAUUCGUGCGAAAAUAUAAUUUUCUCCUAGAUCAACCAUAUUUUUAACUAUUCAAAAUUCGCCAAUUUUAAUCGAUCUAACUCGAUCGACUUGAAUAUUGUCCAACGCCAAUUCCGUCAUCGAUAUAACUCGUUGAUAAAAUUCACAGCACACGAUAUUUCCUUAAUUUCUUACUUGAAAAUAAUUUUUAUAACUUUCUCCUAGAUCAAUCAUAUUUAAAAUUCGCCAAUCUAAAUCGAUCGACUUGAAUAUUGUCCAACGCCAAUUCCGUCAUCGAUAUAACUCGUCCAUAAAAUUCACGAAUACUUGAAAAUAAUUUUUAUAACUUUCUCCUAGAUCAACCAUAUUUCCAACUAUUCAAAAUUCGCCAAUUUUAAUCAAUCUAAAUCAAUCGACUUGAAUAUUGUCCAACACCAAUUCGAAUUCCGUCAUCGAUAUAAUUCAUUUAUAUAUAUAAAAUUCACGAUACCGUGCAUUGCACAAGAUAUUUCUUUACUUGAAAUCUCUUACUUGAAAAUAAUUUUUAUAACUUCCUCCUAGAUCAAUCAUAUUUAAAAUUCGCCAAUCUAAAUCGAUCGACUUGAAUAUUGUCCAACGCCAAUUCCGUCAUCGAUAUAACUCGUCCAUAAAAUUCACGAUUACUUGAAAAUAAUUUUUAUAACUUUCUCCUAGAUUAACCAUAUUUUCAA